CCCUCACUCCCCAUGUUUAUUUCCAUAUCUUACCCUUUAGAUUUAUAUGAUGUAAUAUCUCCACUCAGUUACUCAUGAAAUGUAGACGAUAGGUGAAAGAAAAAAAAAACUGAUCAGAGCAGACUUCCUGUGGUUGAACUUUUUCUCUUUUCUGCAUGUGUACUAGCAUUCAGUGCUGUCCGGGACGAACUCAGGUUUCAUAUCAAGUGUUUUAUUUGCAGCUACAACAUGAGGAUUUUGCAGCUCCAUCUCUGUCUGCUUAUAUGGUUUCAAGCAGGAGAAACUUUAACAGAUCAGCUAGUACAUUUGGGGCAAAAUGUGACCAUAAACUGUGAUUUUGAAAAAGAGGUUCAUUGGUUUUUACUGAAACUUCCAUAUUCUUCAUUUAUAUUGAGCACUUUCCCAGGCCCUCCUUUUUAUUACAAUGAACAUUACAGACAAAAAUAUUCAGUGAAGUCUCAACAUCUGUUUAUUAAUAAUGUCACUAUGGAUGAGUUAGGAGUUUAUUUCUGCAUGAUAGCAGACUUAACAAAGCCACAAUUCAGCAACGGCACCAGACUGUACAUCAUUGAACAAACUCAGAAUUAUACAGUAGUGCAGAAUAUUCAGCAGAAUCAUACACUGGUGAAGUACAUUGAGCAGAAUCAGACGUCAUGGCAGACUCUUACCCUCAUAUCUGGACUGAUAAAUGCUGUUUUAGUCAUUGUUGUUGUCAUAGGACUAUUGAAGGGUUGUGUUUGUAGAAAUAAAAGACCUGCAGAACUUUCACAACAACUUCAUAACACUGAUCUACAGUCGACACAAUUAAUUCAACAGCAUCGAGAUCCAAACCAAUCACAGCAUGCUGAGGAGGAUUCUUCUGUGUUGCAUACAAUUAUUCAUCCUGGUCAAGUCAACAGCACUUAUGUUGCUUUGCAGCUGCCAAAACUAUAAAAGGAAGUGUACAGCUGAACUCAAACUUAUUUCACAGCAUGUAAGAACAAACUGAAACUCUUGUGGUUGUCCAAGCACACAUUUAGAUGAUGGACGUGCAUUGUGGGUUGGUUUGCUUCAGAAAAAGUGUUGUGUCUAGACUGGUGGCCUGCACUUUGACCCAGUCCAGAGUUUUUCUCUUUGCCUUUGUGUUAUACUAUAAAUGUAAAUCUUUACAUUCAUGUUAUUUAAUAUCUUUCACUUAUGAAGUUUAGGGAAUAAGGUGGACGGAGCAAACAUGACUUUCUGUGAUUGAUGUGUUUGAUAUUUUGCUAACAUUUGUGUAUCAGGACGCUAUGAUAUUGUACGCAUUAUAGAUUUGAUAGUAUAUUAAGACCUUUCAGUGACCUUAAAGUGCUAAUUAAAAGACUUUUUAAAUGUAAGUGCCAUGAAAUCCCUUUAUAUCAUCACACUUCUGCAGAAUGCUUAAAAAAGGUGUGAUAAUUUGCAGGAAGGAACAUAUGGAGGUGGGGACAGCCACACACACGUCUAGAUCUGAGAUAAGCAGAGUAAUAAUAGCAAUAUUUGUCAACUGAGAAUAAUAGUUGUUCUGAACAUGUAGGCUGCUAUAGCUGGAAUUCAGCACCAAGUCUCAUAAAUCAGCCAGUAAUGUCUAAAAACGCAAGCAUUGGAUCAGAUUUCUCAUUCUUUUUGACAAUGACUUUAUGUUAAAUUUCCAUUCUGUUUUCUCCAUUAAAUACAAAGACUGUAUGAAUAAAA
Molecule: messenger RNA, 1692 nt
Organism: Carassius gibelio (silver crucian carp)
Lineage: Eukaryota; Metazoa; Chordata; Actinopteri; Cypriniformes; Cyprinidae
Exons: 5
Coding region: 229-933 (234 amino acids)
Source: RefSeq, a predicted model, not a curated record